AUGGAUAAGCGAAAGCACCCCUUUGCUCUCUUAUAUGCCCACAACGAAAGUGUGUUUCACGAGAUCGCCAAGUGCACGACUGCGAUCCUAUUCUUCGGAACACCGCAGAGAGGCAUUGAGCGAAGCAACUUUACAGAUGUUGUCGGCUCUUUGACACAGAUACUGCCAAAGGAAACAACUCGCAUUGUAAGUGCGUUGCAGGAAGGAAGUGACACUAUCGCAAGAUUGCACUCGGAGUUUGGACAACAGAUCUCAAAAUACAAAGUGGUCAGCUUUUAUGAAACGCGGGAAACCAAGCUACCUUCGUCGUCAUCAGCAUUGAUUGUUGAAAAGCACUCUGCUGUCCUGGAUGUGACGUGGGAGUCUCAAGUAGCCGUGAACACAGACCAUCAAAACAUGUGCAAAUUUGCAUCUCGGGAGGAUUACACAUAUCAGAAACUCCUGAAAAGCAUCACCAGUAUUCCUGAAACCCAAGCCGUUAUGCACAAAGUGACUCGGAAGAACACGAAUGGCAAUCAAUACUAUGUAGUCCCUUUCCACCCCACAGAAGAGUACACAGGUAAAGCAUAUCUUGGAGCAAUGCUCAAAGAAAAAUGUCUCCCCUCAGGGAGGACAGAGGACUUCAAUAAGAUCUUCGUUUUGUUGGGGGUGGGUGGUAUAGGGAAGACCCAGGCCUGCCUUAAAUUUGCUCAGGACUGGCGUGAAAGCUUUUGGGGUGUCUUUUGGAUAAAUGGUUCCACCGAAGCAAGCAUUCAACAAUCAUUCUUUGACAUCGCUCGAGCGUUCGGACUCGAAAGAGACAUUGGAGCAGUAAAGCGACAAUUAUCAAACGCAGCAGAGUGUUGGCUCCUGAUCAUCGACAACUUUGAUGAUCCUUCCAUAGGCUUGUCAAAAUUUCUCCCCGCCGGCAAUCAAGGAUCGAUUCUUAUCAGCAGCCGGAAUUAUCAAAGUAAAAUACACGAAACGGUCGGCUCAUACAAGGUCAGGUAUAUGGACAUCCGAGAUGCCGUGGAACUUUUCCAUCGGACUGCGGGCAGAUUCGUUCCCUCCGAUGACACGGCGGGGUUACGCGACGUAUUAUCGAGAGUGGAGAUGCUAUGGCUAGAAAAGAUAGUGCUGAUGCUGUGCCAUCCCUUGACAAUAUGUCUUGCUGGUGCCUACAUAAGAAAUAGUACCUCCACGAUGGAAGAGUACUACGAAUCUUAUCAUCGAAAACAGCAUCGUCUACAUGUCAUCCAAGAGCGGAGCAACAACUAUCCCGAUUCUACGCUACUUCCAGCGUGGGAGAUCUCUUUCGAACAUAUAGAAAGACUAGGUACUGAGGUCUCUCGUGACGCUAUUGAACUCUUCGAUUUCUUCAGCUUCAUCUCCUGUGAUGAAGUCGAUGCAGAGGAGCUUCUCAAGCAGGCUUGGAAUAACUUUAUGAUGCUCGAAAAGCCCUCUCGAUUUCCGAGGUAUCAGCUACGUGUGCUCUACAAUCCGACAAGCACGGAGUGGCAACCAUCUAGGCUACAGGAAGCUCUCAAACUAUUGGCAUCAUUCUCGCUGCUACAACAAGAUCGAAAUACCAAGAAAGUUUCCAUGCACCCUCCUUUUCGCGAUUAUGUAACUCGUCGCCGGAACGAAGAGGAUUCGUCCAAAUUAUCAUUCAUCACCGCCUCGACUCUAGCUUCUGCUACGAGCGCAAAUUUUGAAGAACUGGAUUACGGCUUCCAAGAAGAACUCCUGUCACAAAUUAGCUUCCUUUUACGCCGUCAUAACAAUGAUUUCGCCAGCGACAUUAGCUUCGGGAAAUGGCCAGAGGCCUUGAGCUCGUUUUCAAUGGCGUUUCGCAACGGCGGGCAACGCGAGAGGGCUCUGGAAUUCGAACUGACAGCGAUGGAGCUGAGGAGCAGACUUCUUGGGAGUGAGCAUCCAGAUACCUUGAGAUCAAUGAAUCGUGUGGGACGCUGUUUGCGUGAGCUUCAGCGCCCCCAGGAAGCGGUCGCACUAGACACACAAGUUUUGGAAUCGCGAAAGAAACUUUUCAGUUACGAGCACCCCGAGAUUUGGGAGUCUUUGGAGUGCCUAGCAACUAGCUACAACAUGCUAGGCCAACUGCAAGACGGGGUGUUAUUGAUGGAAGAGGUAAUGGCUGUAAAGGGGCUGAUCUUUGAAGAAGCGCACAUUGAAAGGCUCACGACUAUGACCCAUGUUGCCAGCUGUUACCGUGGGCUUGGUCGAUACAAGGAAGCAUUGAACCUAGAGCAAAGAGUGUUCUCGCGGAGACGACAGACCUUCGGCGAGGGACAUCCGGAAACCUUGAACUCGAUGAGAGACCUUGCCGUCACUUACGGCGAGCUUGGCCAGGAUCACAUGGCAGCCGAGCUGCAUAAAAAGGCUUUGGAAGUCAGUUUGCGUGUCUUAGGCGACAGACAUCCCGACUCUGCAACUUCAAUGCACAAUCUACUGGUCAGCUAUAGUAAGCUCGGAAAACACGAAGAAGCAGCAGCUCUAGCAGAGCGAGUACUCGACCUGAGGAGGGGUCUCCUCGGCAAUGAUCAUCCAGAUACGCUCCAAGCAGCAGAUACUCUUGCGAAGGCCUACGACACCACCAAUCGGCACCGAGAUGCCCUGAGAUUGAGGGAACAACUGCUGAAACUAAGAGCAAGACAAUUGGGCACUGACCAUCCGGCUACUCUGAGAAUAAUGGCUGGGCUUGCCGCAUCCAACGAGAAGAUUGGUUUUUACCAAAACGCUAUCCAGCUGAGAGAGGAAUUGCUACUGCUAUCUAAACAGCAACUUGGUCCUGAACAUCCAGACACGUUGAUCGUAAUAGCUGACCUUGCCACUGCCUACGAGAGUACUGACCGCCGCCCCGCAGCGGCAGAGCUGAGGGAGUUUUUGUUGCAAACAAAAGAUAGUACUGCGGGCGAUCAUGGCACACUAAAUCCAAUACGGAACCUAGACGUAGGCUCUGCUUCCGAUACAUACAGCAACUCAUCUGACGACGAAACAAUUGGCUCUAAAUUGUCCAACGUUUCCAAAGAUCCAACUAUCUCGACCCAAACGUCUUCCGGGUCCGAUCGAGUGAGUGUUGCCGAGCGUCUCGCUGUAGCAUUUGAAGAUGAUCUGAAUCUCCUCCUUUCUUAUGAGGAUUCACUGUUGAUCAUGAGCCGACGAAGAUUUGUCCGAAGUCACAUGCGCCUAUUGAAGGCCUAUUUCAAGGACGUACGUAUUACGACAUCAGAGCACCACCAGGCAAUUAGAUAUCUCUGUGGAGUAUCACAACGAAGAAUGAUAGCAGAGAAGAUUUGUAACAGAAAUUCAAUCGAUACUACGACCCAACAAGCAGCAAAGCAGACACUAGGGGAACCUUUGCAACUCAGUCGAUUCCAACUACCUGGCAACCCAGCCGGCGAACUCACCGGCUUGUUGAACAAUGAGCUUGAAGAACCAACUUCUUUGGACGAUGUUUCUAGUGACGACAGUGAUGGUUGCGACCGAGACACUUCCGAUUCAUUCGAUGAAACCAAUGUCACGGAAGUUGACAGAUUAGUGCAAUUACUCCUAAAUCAUGUUUCAUUCUCCAAGUAUAGAGACAAUCUUCGAAGCUUCAUCGGCCGGCGAUACUCUCCGCGUACGCUCCGCUAUGCGCUAAGUCUCGGUAAUGUGAACGCUGUACGCGGCGUGAUCGAGAGGCAUUUCGAGGCAGUAGCAAAGGACGAGUACGACUGGCUCGAAGAGCUGAAAAGCCUCGGCUAUGGCUCUUACGACAUCGCGGAACUCCUUUUGGACGACUUCAACAAAACGCCAUGGAUCUUUUUCCACGCCCCAGAGCCACGAGAAGUCCUCGGUUUUCAAGAUCUUCAUCGACCAAACUGCGUCCACCAAGGAGUUAAGGAAAUCAGUUCCGCGCCAAGAUUGAUCAUGACCGACUACGAGAAUGCUGAGGAUGUGAAGAGAUGGAUAGCUGAGCAAUGUGGUAUUGCAGGAGUAGUCCCAAAAUCUCGCAAGCUCGAAGAUUGGACUGGCGAUGUCACUUUUGCUGGUGACGCUCAGUCCGUGGCCUCGAUUACCUAUUUCAUUGCUGGUUCUCAUUUUGACAUGGUAUCACGCGUAUGUGGAGCGCUACAGAAAUUCUGCGGAAUCGUGUCAUAUCUGAGAAAGAAAGAGUUGUGCUGUAAUUCUUUCACUCUGUUGCAUUACGCUUUCGGACACGACUUCCCGGCAAUCGAACUCUCUCAAGUCAGUUUUGAACAUGCUUUCAACCUCCUCGUGCAGACGCGGCUACUCCUACACAACUGGGAAAGUCCCGGUAUUGUUCCGAAGUGCUUGCCCGAACUCAACCGCACAGCAGAUAUCAUAAUCAAGACUGUAUGCGACACGAGAAUACAUGAUCGGGAGGGUGAAUUGGAUUUCGAGAAGUGCUUCCAUACUGUAUCUUUGGCUGUUCAGAUCUUGAGCCUUGGGCUUUACUUGUAUAGUCAGGCCCACACGGGUGCUGUGCAUCCUUUCUUCUUGGUGCAUCCGCUACUUCGAAUCGGCCUUUUUGGUGCCCAACCACCUCCCUUGGAUUCGGAGAAGGCACAUAUAUAUGUAUCUUUGUCUCAGCUUACAUGCAUGGCUGGGGUGACUGGAGAUCUGGUUGCUGUUUUUGGAUCGCGCCGUUGCUCAGAAGCGGAGAGUGCUCAGAGAGCCUACGACCUGCUAGCUUCCCCCGAGGAUCUCGCAGACACUUGGGACGUGAGGAGGCUUGUUACUCAUGGUGGAAGACCGGAUAAGCACACUAUCAAUGCAGUGGAGAUAGGUGAUGGCCUCAUCAGCUCCACCGACGAAUUUGAAAAAUCAACAGAUCAUGAGAAUCCCAUUCUGAGACUUCACUGGAGCAGAAUAGACGAACCAGUGGAUCUCAAGAAGUCUUUUCACUUGCGUUCGAAAGCAUUGAUUGGUACUACAACGGUCAACGCCGGGUGUCCUGUGGAUGAGGAUCAGAGCUGGCUGCUUGCGCAGGAGCAGAUGGAGACUUUGGGUGCGGAAGAGGAUUAUUGGAAAGUCUACUCGAAACAAGCGGGGAUUCAGGGUGGGAAAUACCUUGUUGCCGCAAUCAACGUCACCUGGGUCAGACAACCAGGCACGACUCUCAAACAUAUCCAUCUGGGGCCCGAUAUCACACUCCCAUUUCUCCAGUCUGACUGGGGACUCCAGAUCAGCUGUUGCACUGGCGCCGCGCGGAGAGUUUCGCUUUGCAAUCUACUUGCCGAUGUGGCACCAAUCCUCAUGGAUGCACUUGUCCAGAAAUUGCCUGGUUGGAAUAGCUUGCAGGUGCGGCACAACAUGGCCGAGGCUUUGAAAGGAGACCAUUUCAGAGAUUGGUUCGACGGCUUGCCCCGUCGUUUACAAGGCGAUGCCAUGCACAUCAUCCGCUACGUCUUGCUAACGAUUCAAGACACUGGGAUCGAUCGCUCUAAUAAAAACCUUGUCGUUGCUUGGCCCCAAAAAGGCAACCCACUCGGGUGCUUCAAGAUUCCUUGUAGAAAGACCAACUCCUGGGCACUAAUGCUAGCCGACUCUGCACAUUGCGCGACGUUUGCUUAUGUGACCCCACUGUGUCUGGAGACGGACGAGUGCAAGUGUCAAAAGAGUGAGUCAGCACGUUGGCAGAACACCACCGCCGUGCUCAAUACUGCUGUCUCUCUCUUCAUCGACAAUAGAAAAGUAUCUGCGGUCUCGGUUAAGUCAUGGGCAUUGAGACAUGAGGAAAGUUACCUAAUCGGCAAGCCGGGGCUGAUUCUGUAUGGGAAAGUGGGAACUCCGACGUCACUGAUUACGGUACAUAAUUGGGCUCGUCUGUACCUCUCGACCAGCAGGAUUCCAAAAGCAUUUAAACGAGUAAAACCGGAGCGAAUCCGAGAAAAGCAGUGCACAAGUACACGAUCGCAGCAGGUUAUGGUCUUGGCGAAACACUGA
Letharia lupina is the source of this 5949-nucleotide messenger RNA. RefSeq lists its product as uncharacterized. The transcript has 5 exons. NCBI's taxonomy places the organism in Eukaryota, Fungi, Ascomycota, Lecanoromycetes, Lecanorales, Parmeliaceae. Gene Ontology annotation, molecular function: protein binding. The coding region runs from base 1 to 5949 and encodes 1982 amino acids. The record is from RefSeq and is a predicted model, not a curated record.